GUCUCGGUCCUUUAUUUCAAAAAUGAGUGAUGUCAAACAACAGCAGCGGACUGUUUUCUCUCUCUCCCUCUCUCUCUCAGUCGCUCUCUCACUCUUACAACGUCAGCUGCCUACCAAUCAGCUUGUCGAGCAGCCAGAUGAAGAAAAUGUUACGGAGAACGGCCGAAGUACACCGUGUGGGAUGCGGCUGUUCUCACAGGUAGCUCGGGACAGCGCUGCGUUUCAAAUGUGACAGUAUUUCGGUUGUUGUCGCUGAUCUUCAGCUCCACAGUGCAGCCAGAGGACUGUGACCAGAUCACUGCCUCGUCACUUCUUGCCAUUUUGUGCUGCUGUGUGAAUCGCUAAUCUCAUUAUACAGCAGCGCGGGACCGGUUUGCAAACUCAUCGUCCGUUCAUAUAUUUUUUGCCGUUUCAGAUCAGCUCUGCUUUGUCUCUGCUCGACCGUGUCGACUUUCCAUUGUGGGGGGAGAAAAACAAGAGAGAAAGCCACAAUAACAGAAGCGUAGAGUGAAGCCAACGCGCAAGGCAGGCUCGACAUUCAAACCAUUUGGUCUCCGUUUGAAAUGGGCGGGAAGCUCGCGCAAAAACUUCAGAGAGCAGCACAUCCUUCUGAAAGUCACUGGAUGGCUGCGGCGGCUGAUCGCUGCUCGAAGUGACAUUCGUGCUCUUUAUCCGUUCGGGGUUGUUUGGUAUUUUUUUUCAGACGUCGGCAACUUUUUCGCGUCUCAAGGGCGUCUGCAAAACGCACCUUUGGGUGGCAGGGUUUUUUUUUUGUGAGAUCCUGCACCUGCGUGUCGGUGUGCUGGGGACGUUUCGGAGUGGAUCUGCGAGUUUUACUGCAGCUUCACGCCCUUUCAGCGCUGGCUGAGCUGACGGGGGGCUGCCAGAUCACUCCAGUGUCGUCUGGCUUUCAUCUUAAACCGCGUGCUUCUGCGUCUUUUUUAUUGUUGUUGGUGGUGUUUGUUUGUUGUUUUUUUCAAAGACUUUCAAAUGCGUGGAUGCCAGCCAAAAAAAACUCAGCUCAGCUCAGCCGUCGUAACUGGAGCUAGGUUUCAGCCCGCGUGAGGGAAACCGAGACACAGUUUCAGGCUCCUGCGUGGAUCGUGUGUUAUUGCACGGCACGUUUUCGCAGGUGGUGACUGAAGCCUGCUGCUCGGAGGGAGAUGGCGUGAUAUUCCUGUUUUCCGUGCUGAUUACGAUUGUUACAGUGGGACGAUAUUAAAACGGGGGGCGGACCUUGGCUUUACACCAACUUUUUUGAGGGGGGGUGGGAGGGAGGGGGGAGGCUGGAAGAAAAGACUAUUUACUACAGUUUCGUGUUGCCUCGCGUCACACUCGGGAUUUGUCAUCUAAAAGCAACAUCACAGGAUUUGAAGUGCAGAUCCGUUAUUUUCCUCCCCUCGCUGCUCUCGUGGAGAUCAUGGCCGAAGCCCCAGAUGCGAACAGGUUGUGCACUGCAGCCGCGAGAGGAGACCUGAGAGAAACCCAACUGAUACUGCAAGGCAACGUUGACGUGAAUGAGAGGAACAAAUUCGGCAGGGCACCAUUGCAGGUGGUGAAGCUGGGGUGUCCCAGAGUGGCGGAGGCCCUGCUGCAAGCCAAUGCGGACCCGAAUGCGCGCGACCCGGUCAAGCGCCUCACGAUAACGCACGAUGCGGCGCGCGACGGCUACGUGGACAUGCUUGAGGUGCUCGUGACUUACGGCGCCGACGUCAACCUCCAGGACAGCGACGGCAACCUGCCUCUGCACCUGGCUUCGCGCGAGGGCCACCUGGACGCCGUCCGCUACCUGGCGCCGCUCACCGCGUGGCCCUUCCUGCGCAAUCGCGAGGACUUAACGCCGCUCGACCUGGCGCUCGCGCACCACAGAGCGGACAUCGCCCAGUGGCUGCAGACCUACAGGCCCCCCGCAGCCAUAGAGCCCAGCUUAGACUAGAGAGCACCAUCAGGCUUUGCUGUGUGUGACAGAGGUAGGCUAGCGAACAUGCUGAACGGGCGUUCUGAAGUAUUAGAGAAAUAUUCAGCAAACUACCUCUUUUCCUGCGUUGUGAAAUCUCAGCUGUGAUCCUGUGAGCUCGAGGGAGGCUCAUUCUAAAGCACUCACAGGGGCUAACGUGUCCACCCUGCAUUUACACAUACACACUAUUUUCGUUCAGUUGCAUCUUGCAUUGAAUUAUUAUAUUCUCCCCAGUUUCCAGAAAGCAUAGCAGUGUUGAGAUCAUCUUAAUUAUUAGUAGCAUCCCAGAUAGCAAGAGGAUAGCGGGCCACUGCUGGCCAGUAAAGCUGGUGGCUCAGUGGGGUUUAGGCUAAAGUGUUAGACAAAACGCCACUUUCCAGCGCUCUAUAAACUUAUUCUUCCUCCAUUUCUUUCCGUCGUUAUCCUUUGUAAAUGAGUUUAGUAAAUAAUUUUAACCACAAAAUCAGGAAUAACGCCGGUUAUGCAGCUGUAAACAAUCUAGCACAUCGUCAGCCAGAACAUUUUCAAAAAAUCAUUUUAUAUUAGGCUUAUUAUGUAUUUUCCAUUGUUUGUAAUAUUUGUCUUAGUUUAAUUUCUAAAAUAAAAGUCUAUGUGAAUUUGAAAUCUGUUUGAGAAGAUUAAAAACUAGUUAGAUCUUGUAUGCAGCAGAGUAAACUGGGUGGUCCAGCAGUGGCAAACAGUGGACCUUAUCAAGCCAGCAGACUGAUAUAUGCUUGCUAUCUGGGAUUCAAAGUGUGAUCUUUUUUUCCACAGCGCUUUUUUGUGAAAUUCAUCCCUGGUUUUUAUUUGAAAAGGUGACUUUUAUCUCAGCGAGCUGCGCCCUGCGUCCGUGCAGCUGCCACUGUGUGCAGUUUUGAUGUCCUUAGACUUGUGCACAACAACGCCAAACUCCAGCAAAGGAGUACAAUGUUUGACCGGAGGAAUCAAUGGAACAUUCAUGUUUAAAUCAACUAAAAAUGGGAAAACAAACAAAAAAAACUUUUUCGAAAAAGAAGUGUACUUUACUGAAAAAGAAUUGCACUAGGCCUAUAAAGAUCAGAACCGGGAGAUCUGAUACUGUGCCCUUUUUCCUAUUUGUCGAUUGCACUUUUGCUUGUACAUAAUGCAUUUUAUUACUUGUCAGAUUUAACUGUGAACGAAUGUCUUUUUGUUGCAACGAGACAUAUUUGCAAAAUAACCAAAGACAGCCGGCAGAACGGCUUCCAAACAAGGUGACAUCUUUAACUUAGACUGUGGAUACGACAUGCAGGCUCAAGAGGGGUUUGACUUGCAUUGACUGAAAGGUUUGCUGUGAAACGCAGCAGACCUGGCGUUGGGAAGCCUGAGUCAAAACGAGAGGAUAUAGCUUUCCAGAACAUUACUAAUUGAUGGGUGCAUCAUUUAAUAUGAAAUAAUAAAACGGUGCCACUAAA
Colossoma macropomum (tambaqui) is the source of this 3390-nucleotide messenger RNA. RefSeq names its product cyclin-dependent kinase inhibitor 2C (p18, inhibits CDK4) (gene cdkn2c). Gene Ontology annotation, biological process: regulation of cyclin-dependent protein serine/threonine kinase activity; negative regulation of cell population proliferation. Gene Ontology annotation, molecular function: protein kinase binding; cyclin-dependent protein serine/threonine kinase inhibitor activity. Bases 1421 to 1936 code for a protein of 171 amino acids. The record is from RefSeq and is a predicted model, not a curated record. Gene Ontology annotation, cellular component: nucleus. NCBI's taxonomy places the organism in Eukaryota, Metazoa, Chordata, Actinopteri, Characiformes, Serrasalmidae. The transcript is spliced from 2 exons.